AAUAAAAAGUCCAAAAGGACUACUAACACUCUGUCACGUUUCCCGACUUCAGCUGCGGAGAAAGAGGGAUAAAGUUUCACAGCUUCUCUCUUAUCACUCCUCUUCCUAUUCAUCCUUUCCCCAAUUUCUCUUCAGUUUUUAGGAUCCCCAAUUGAUAGGGUUUUUCUCAUCUUCUUGGUUGUAGGAUGGACGGUAUGCACAGCUUUUGGCAGCUAGGUGAUGAACUUCGUGGACAAUCAAGGUCGUCAGAAGAUCACAAAUGGCUGAUGGUUGCUUCAAAGCUAGCAGAGCAGACUAGAUCAAAGGGGGAGCGCAUGAAUAAUGUUGAUUUUUCCAAGGGAUCUGCUGAUAUAAGGCCAAGAGAUAGAUUUGGGUUCCAAGAAGAUAAUAAAUUUGAAAGCCUCAACUUCAACAUGUUGAGCCUGGACUCUAAGGGGCCUGAAAAUUUGAUUAAAACCUCCUUCAGGAACAAUGUAUACAAUACGAAUGCCGUCUAUCAGAAGAGUAACACUAGCAUUCUUGAGAACAUGCCUGUUAACAAGUCUACCAUCAACGAGUCCAUUAAUAAUAACAAUAACAACAAUGAAAGUGCAAACGACAAAAGGUUCAAGACCCUUCCUGCUGCAGAGACACUUCCGAGGAAUGAGGUGCUUGGUGGAUACAUCUUUGUAUGUAACAAUGAUACCAUGCAGGAGAAUUUGAAGCGCCAACUAUUUGGUUUACCCCCUAGAUACAGGGAUUCUGUCCGAGCAAUCACACCUGGAUUACCUUUGUUCCUGUACAACUACACAACUCACCAGCUUCAUGGCAUAUUUGAGGCUUCUAGUUUCGGAGGUUCAAACAUAGAUCCAACUGCAUGGGAGGAUAAGAAAUGCAAAGGUGAAUCAAGGUUUCCUGCACAGGUAAGCAUCCGCAUUAGAAAACUUUGCAAAGCGCUAGAUGAAGAUUCUUUCAGGCCCGUCCUGCACCACUACGAUGGUCCCAAGUUCCGCCUUGAACUUUCAGUCUCAGAGACCCUGGAGUUGCUUGAUCUUUGUGAACAAGAAAGAAUGUAAUCUACAUUCAGCAUAAGCUGUCGGUAGACUGCGCCAGCAUAUUAUAGACUGCGGCAGCAUAUUUAAUGAAUUCCCCUCGUAUAUGUUAUACGGUGAGCAAAUUUUCCGUGAAGCGCAAGCUUGGAAGAUAAGUUUGGGCUUGGGUUUGUUCCUCCUAAAGGAGGAUUUAGGGAAGGUGUUCAAUUAAGAAAUAAAUGUAUUUCCUAGUAUUGGCGCUCAUUGUAAGGUAUUGCAGAAGAGUGAUCCUCAUGGAGAACUUUGAAUGAAAGGAGACAUGAAAAAAAAUGAGACUAGAAUAUCCAUGUAUCUCUAUUUUGUGACUCUAUAAAUAAUACUUUUAUCUAUUCACUAGAUUGAUUUCCGUGCCAAA
This is a messenger RNA of Amaranthus tricolor (Joseph's coat), 1425 nucleotides long. Its product is annotated as B2 protein. The transcript is spliced from 6 exons. Bases 186 to 1055 code for a protein of 289 amino acids. The record is from RefSeq and is a predicted model, not a curated record. Gene Ontology annotation, biological process: response to endoplasmic reticulum stress. NCBI's taxonomy places the organism in Eukaryota, Viridiplantae, Streptophyta, Magnoliopsida, Caryophyllales, Amaranthaceae.